Messenger RNA from Alnus glutinosa, 1967 nucleotides. RefSeq names its product protein NUCLEAR FUSION DEFECTIVE 4. The record is from RefSeq and is a predicted model, not a curated record. Gene Ontology annotation, cellular component: membrane. The coding region runs from base 195 to 1964 and encodes 589 amino acids. NCBI's taxonomy places the organism in Eukaryota, Viridiplantae, Streptophyta, Magnoliopsida, Fagales, Betulaceae. The transcript has 2 exons.
GGCAUAUUUAUAGCCCCCAUUAUUAGUCACCUCCUCCUUACCAUUUCAAGGAGGUUGGCCGGCCGCUGAGUCUCCGAAGUUUCUUCUAUUCCUCUAAAGUACCAACUGCAAUUUGAAUGUUUUAUUGUUUCUUGCAAUCCAGUUAAUCCCUGAAAGACUAUCAUUGUUCCACUCUUUCCAACCAAACCUCCGCUAUGGCCAGCACGUUCUCCGGUGGUGGUGGCCGUGGCGGUGGCAUUAGAGGCGGAGAGUUCUUCCCUUUUCUAGUACACCUAGUACGGGGAAGAUGGUUCACGGUUUUCGCCUCCUUCCUAAUAAUGACCGGCGCUGGUGCAACUUACCUUUUCGGAAUCUACUCCAAACAGAUAAAAGCCUCUCUUGGAUACGACCAAACCACGCUCAAUCUGCUGGGCUUCUUCAAAGAUCUUGGAGCCAAUGUUGGGGUUCUGUCCGGCCUCAUAGCCGAGGUAACCCCAACUUGGUUUGUCCUGCUCGUAGGGUCGGCUUUGAAUUUUGCAGGAUACUUCAUGAUAUGGCUGGCUGUCACCGGAAAAAUCGCCAAGCCAAAGGUAUGGCAGAUGUGCAUCUACAUAUGCGUUGGAGCCAAUUCACAAAACUUUGCAAAUACAGGAGCUCUCGUCACAUGUGUCAAGAACUUCCCUGAAAGCAGAGGCGUUAUGUUGGGGCUGUUGAAGGGUUUCGUGGGGCUGAGCGGAGCUGUCAUGACACAGCUUUACUUAGCCAUCUAUGGAAGCGAUUCCGUAUCUCUUAUUCUUCUAAUCGCGUGGUUCCCCGCGGCGCUGUCGGUGGUGUUCGUGUACACGAUCCGGACCAUCAAGAUUGUGAGGCAACCCAACGAGAUCAGAGUCUUCUACCAUUUCCUCUACGUCUCAAUCGUGCUCGCGUUAUUUCUCAUGGUUAUGACUCUCCUUCAGAAACAGAUUGUUUUCUCCCACGAAGCCUUUGCUGGAAGUGCUGCUGUGAUUUCUUUCAUGCUCUUUGUUCCUCUGUUUAUUGCGAUUCGCGAAGAGCUGCAACUCUGGAACCUCAAGAAACUGCCUGACUAUAUCAAUGUCCAAGAAACACCACUGGCAAUUCAGUCAAAAGAGGUAACGCCACCGCCAUAUUCUUCUGCAGAGCAAGAAGAGAAGGUGGCAGCUGGGACAUCUUGUUUCUCAAACAUAUUUAACAAGCCGGAAAGAGGAGAAGACUACACCAUUUUACAAGCACUCCUGAGCAUUGACAUGUUGAUUCUAUUCCUCGCAACAUUGUGCGGACUCGGGUCGAGUUUGACGGCGGUAGACAACCUGGGGCAGAUAGGCGAGUCAUUGGGAUAUCCCACCCGAACUGUAAGCACCUUUGUAUCACUGGUUAGCAUAUGGAAUUACUUCGGAAGAGUCUUCUCCGGGUUUGUCUCUGAAACCCUGCUUGCUAGAUACAAACUUCCCCGGCCGGCUAUGAUGACACUGGUGCUUCUUUUUUCGUGCAUCGGCCACCUGCUCAUCGCCUUCCCGGCCCCCGGAGCUGUCUAUGUGGCAUCCAUCAUCAUCGGGUUCUCGUUCGGCGCACAAUUGCCUCUGCUUUUCGCCAUCAUUUCGGAGCUUUUCGGCCUCAAGUACUACUCAACAUUGUUCAAUUGUGGACAAUUGGCAAGUCCACUUGGAUCGUAUAUACUCAACGUGAAGGUCACUGGGAUGCUGUACGACAGAGAGGCAUUGAAGGAGCUAGCGAAGAUGGGUCUGGAUAGGUCUUCGGUGAAGGAGCUGACUUGCCUUGGUUCCCAGUGUUAUAGACUAUCUUUCAUUGUUCUGGCUGCUGUUACCUUCUUUGGAGCCCUUAUUUCAUUGAUUUUGGUGGCGAGGACGCGUGAAUUUUACAGAGGUGAUAUAUACAAGAAGUUUAGAGAGGAAGCAACAGAUGAUGAGACUCCCAAAGAAAAAAACCGAAUAAAUGACGAGUUUUGAAUC